AUGAGUUUAGAAGAUACUCUAAGUAAUAUGACAUUGUAUGAUGCCAAAAAAUACUUCCGUAAAGCACAAAAUGUGGUAUUUAAUUAUACUGAUAUGGAAGCUAAAGUUCGUGAGGCUACUAAUAAUGAGCCUUGGGGUGCCUCAUCUACUUUGAUGGAACAAAUCGCUCAAGGAACUUAUAAUCCGAGAGAACGUGAAGAAAUCUUAUCUAUGAUCCUUCGACGUUUUACUGAAAAGAGUGGUAACUUGUGGCGUCAAAUUUAUAAAGCUUUACAACUAUUGGAAUAUUUAAUUACUCAUGGUGCAGAGAGAUUUAUUGAUGAAGCUCGUAGCAGUUUAGGAUUGAUUAGAAUGUUAGAAAGUUUCCAUUACGUGGACUCAGAGGGCAGAGAUCAAGGUGCUAAUGUCCGUAGUAGAGCUCAAGCAAUGACGUCGCUUUUGUCAAGUGACGAUGCUAUCAGAAGCGCACGUCGUAAAGCAAGAUCAACAGCAGGUAAAUUUCGCGGAACUGGUAAUGCUAUGGGUGCAACGGGUGAAUCUGGUUAUAACACCCAUGCUGGGUUUGCUCGUAGUAAUGGUAUUAGUGUCAGUGCUGAUUUUGAUCCAGAUUCGGAUGAUGAUACUCCAGAAUGGUCAAAACCAGCUAAAUCUCAACCUUCCACUUCUAAGAAGCAAACUACUACCGCAAAUACAGCUCCUUCAAGUGGGCACAAACCUGAAGAUGCUGAUGAUGACGAUGAUGAAGAUUUUGCCGAUUUUCAAAGUGCUCAGCCAAUAACUACAAGUAUUGCUGCAUCUAAUACUACUAAUACUAUGGACUUGUUAAGUGGUAUGAACAACAAUUCAACUGUUAACAAUUCUUCAAAUAUGAAUAUGGACAUGAAUACUUCUUUAAUGAACUCUAACACGAACACUAAUAAUACUUUGGGUAUGACUAUCAAUAACAAUAAUAGUGGUUACUUAAAUUCUUCUUCGCCUGUACCAGCAAUUGCAACAAAAACGGAAAAAUCAGAUCCUUUCGGUUCCUUGUUCUCCUCUGCAAAGUUAAAUACAAAAUCUACUUCUCCAGCGGCUUCUGCUACUCAAGCUAUGAGUACAUUAAAGACAAAUUCAACUAUUGUUAAGUCUAACACAACUUCUACACAAACAAAUGCCAAUGAUAAUGAUGAUGAUGAUGAUGAUUUAUUUGGAGAUUUUAAAGCAUCUACCAAUGCCGCUGCUGUGCCAUCAUCUAAUAAUAGUAAUGAUGCAAAUCAAGAAGUGGAUCUAUUAGAUUUUUAA
Henningerozyma blattae CBS 6284 is the source of this 1281-nucleotide messenger RNA. Its product is annotated as ENTH domain-containing protein. Lineage: Eukaryota; Fungi; Ascomycota; Saccharomycetes; Saccharomycetales; Saccharomycetaceae. Gene Ontology annotation, biological process: endocytosis; Golgi to endosome transport. Gene Ontology annotation, molecular function: phospholipid binding; clathrin binding. The record is from RefSeq and is a predicted model, not a curated record. The coding region runs from base 1 to 1281 and encodes 426 amino acids. The transcript has a single exon. Gene Ontology annotation, cellular component: clathrin vesicle coat; endosome; plasma membrane.